Ylistrum balloti is the source of this 3433-nucleotide messenger RNA. RefSeq names its product homeobox protein Nkx-2.2-like. Gene Ontology annotation, biological process: cell differentiation; regulation of transcription by RNA polymerase II. The record is from RefSeq and is a predicted model, not a curated record. Lineage: Eukaryota; Metazoa; Mollusca; Bivalvia; Pectinida; Pectinidae. Bases 638 to 1765 code for a protein of 375 amino acids. Gene Ontology annotation, molecular function: DNA-binding transcription factor activity, RNA polymerase II-specific; RNA polymerase II cis-regulatory region sequence-specific DNA binding. Gene Ontology annotation, cellular component: nucleus. The transcript is spliced from 5 exons.
UCUCUCUACAUGUGCUUCUAGUUGAUUACGUGUAAAUUUACACGUUUAAAUUUUGACGACAUAACAUCGUGAUAUUUUCUAGUUUUGGGAUUACACGGUGGAUAUUACCAUGCCUGAGAGCUUCUUGGUACGAAGCCUAGUAACAGAAAACCAAGAAGUUGAACUCAGCGUACAAGGAUGGACAGCUGCUCUGUUUGAAAAAAGGGAUAGAAUAGAGCCCCUUCACGGUCCGACGAAGGACAGAAAAUAGACCGCUCUUCAUCGAGAAAAAUAACACUGUGUAUGUUUUCAGGUCGCACUAAAGAAGAAUUAAGAAAUGAACUGUUUAUGCUUUGAGUCAUCAAUAUUAUCUUUCACGGCUACUGUUUUCCGCAGGAAAUCCCUGCGUCCCGUGAUACGAGGCCGGCGCAGUGAUUGGCCGAGACGGAUACUGACUGUGGGGUUGCUGUUUCAGCAGAGAGUGACGGCCCGAUACUGACGACUACAUGAGCAUGUGCCCGUCAAUAUAACCGAAUACCCCUGGCUGAAGUGUUAAUGUCACCGUCCUCAAGAGGAGUAGAGUACAGGCGAGUAAGUGGUUGAGAAACAUCACAACACUUGUAGUCAUCAGUAAUAGUGGUACAACUUUAUAUAGAAGAUGAAUUUUAACCAUCCUCUAUCAACACCUUUUUCUGUCAGAGAUAUUUUGGGAAACUGGACAGAACACUGUGCUUUAGAUUAUCCUAACAAUAUGAAUUUUAUGGCUGGAAAUGGACACUGCUUGGACAUGUCAGGUAAUAACAGAGUAAGUGACCAGAUAGGCUUUGGUAAUAACUCUUCUUGUCUAUACGGCAGUACACCAUCGCCAAGUGGCACACCAAUGCAACAACCUACCUACACUACAUUGUCGUGUAGUCCACCAACUGUGUCCUCCAUGGGAAUGACACUUCAUACAAAUCCACAAACAUCGCCUCUUCGGUCGGACCACAUCAUACCUGGGGGUAAUCAUAAUCACAACCACGCUGGACCCCAGCCUUCGGACCAGGCCCCGCCCGGUCACACGGGAGUGACAGACAACGCCUCAACAAAGAUGGAACAUGACAUACCACAAGCCGGAGCUACAUCCUUACCGGCGACAAACAUGCUGGACCAAAGUCAGCAUCAUCAUAACAUGCACCAGACAUCCCAUGCCGUAACUCCAAAACGUGAAGAAGACGAUAUCAUUGAAAUGGUUGAAAAGCAUAAACCAAACAUCCUGAACGAUUCCAGAGUUGAGAAUGAGAAAGAAAAGACACCUAAAGACAAACAAGGUGAAUGCCAUUUAAUGAAACAGCGACAAAAACGAAAACCUAGAGUGCUAUUUUCUCAAGCGCAAGUUUACGAAUUAGAAAGAAGGUUUAAACAACAAAGAUAUUUAUCAGCACCAGAACGAGAACAAUUAGCCAAUAUUCUAAAAUUAACUUCAACACAAGUUAAGAUAUGGUUCCAAAACAGAAGAUACAAAUGUAAGCGUCAACGACAGGAUAAAAACGUAGAAAUGGUCAGCAUGCAACCCGGACCUCCCCGUCGGGUUCAUGUUCCGGUCCUGGUCAGGGACGGUAAACCGUGUCAGAACGUCACUCAACCGUACUCCGCGCCAUACAACGUCAACCCUUUCGCCUACUCAGCGCCCCCAUACGGCAAUACCAUGAACAAUCACGUGUCAACCAUGAACCCAAUGAAUCAGAUCCAGCAAAGUGGAUACAUUUCACAACAACAAUUAAACCAAGGAAUACGCGCCUGGUGACAAUGAAACCUGUGUAGCGGUUGGCUACCUACAACCUGAUGCUCCAUAGUUACAGGUGAUGGUCGUCUUGGGACGUGAUGACCCUGAGGCCAGAUAAAAUGGUCCCACGUUCCUGAAGGGUGAGGAUAAUGUCCUGCUCAAAAUACGCGUCACUGGGGUCACGGAUGGGCGAAAUCUAAACUAGAACAAUGCAGUAGACGCAGAUCACUUAUUUUCAUUACAUCGACAAUCAGUCGAGUGUGACUUAUGUCAAUGAUGACAUGUCAAAUGUAUUGACAAUACUAUGUGCCAUGUUUUAUCUUAUCAACCUGGCGUCAGAAAUACGUACAGCUCUAUAGGUUCCUCAUGUAAAGGCGAAUAAGUUUCACACCUAAGACAUGGCAUUUUGUUGUUGAAGCUAUCAAAUAUAUAAAUCGUUGUACUUAUUAUCAUUACGGAUAAUAUGGAACCCUCUUCCCCCAUCCCCUCAUUUUCCACUUCCAAAUUCUAUCCUUUUGAAUUCUUCCUGAUCUCUCCCUGGUAUCAUGUAAAUUAAUUGUAUCGUAAGGUUACUGUCUAUUGUUUUGUAUAAGAACUGCUCCUGCUUCUUUCUGUUUGAUUCGAAAUGACAGCAACUUAUUAAAAUAAAUAUUUUUCACGAAUUGGCAUUUAUCCAACAUGACAAUGUGGCAAGUGUUGAACAAAAACUGACAAAAUCCAAACAAAUAAUGUUGAUAAACAGCACGUGCUGCCGUAUUUCUGGCGUCAAUAUAAUGUAAGUGUUAUCCCUGAUAAAUCAGAAUUGAUAACGUCGACAGGUAACUCAAUAUUACCUCACAAUCCUCACCAUACAGUGGCUUCACUUGAGUGGCCACACAUACUGAUUUAGAUGUGUAAAAAAAAUCAAAUGAAGUCACUAGUAACAAAUAUGUAUUUAAUCAUUUUUAAUUAUGUUUUACGAGUAAGUGGCCUUUAUUUACCCAUUACUAAGAUAUCUUGUAUUUGUUUGCUUUACAAAAUCAAUGUAAAUACGUGCACUGGUUUCAGUUUUUUACUCAGGAGAUAUUAGGCAUACAGCCGGCUAUUUUAUCGUGCUUUGUCUCGAACACAUUCCUAUGAUUUUUACCCAAUCUCACUAUUGUAAGUUUGUAUGGCGCUAUACAAAUAUUAUUUUGAAUUUUUAAGUUAGUUAUACAUGUUAAUUUGUGUCCUUUUUCACACGUGAAUGGAAAAAACCGAUGAUAAAGAGAUUAUUUAAAUGUAUACAAAUGUAUAUAUAUAUAAUUUUCUGGUGCGAUGUACAAACAGAAACAAGAAUAUCUCUAAAUUGUUUGUUUUUGCUUUGUGUAUAAACAGCUCUUGUGCAAGUUCAUCAACUAAGAUCCGAAUCUGAUUAUCAGUAAUUUAAAAACCGUUCCACUUCUAUUAGGAAAGGAAAUAUUCUGGUAUGACUUGUGUAACUUUACUUGGUCGUCGUCGACUUUUCCCUGUUUUCUGACUGUGAAAGCACCUUAUUGGGCGUGAUUGUGUUACAGUAUGUAUGUGUGACGUCAUUGUAGGAGUGGAGAUGUACCGCCCUUACCUGCCUGAUGUGUUGGUUGUUGUAAAAUAUGUAUGAGAGAAUACACAGCAUUAUGAUGCAAUGGAUGACUGGCUGAUAAUAAAUUCUAUGGUAAAAUACUACAUAUC